This is a messenger RNA of Acinonyx jubatus (cheetah), 1144 nucleotides long. Its product is annotated as transmembrane emp24 domain-containing protein 9-like. Gene Ontology annotation, cellular component: COPII-coated ER to Golgi transport vesicle; Golgi apparatus; endoplasmic reticulum-Golgi intermediate compartment. The record is from RefSeq and is a predicted model, not a curated record. The transcript is spliced from 5 exons. Bases 145 to 798 code for a protein of 217 amino acids. NCBI's taxonomy places the organism in Eukaryota, Metazoa, Chordata, Mammalia, Carnivora, Felidae. Gene Ontology annotation, biological process: COPI coating of Golgi vesicle; intracellular protein transport; endoplasmic reticulum to Golgi vesicle-mediated transport.
UCCGUGCGCGAGUUUGCAGUCUCCGCAGGCUCCGCGCGGAGACCGGAGGACUCGCCUGGGAAGGUGGCGGGGGCCUGCGGGGCGCGCGGAGCUGGGCCCCGGGCUGGCCCCGGGCGGGGAUGGGGCACAGCGCGGGCACCCGGUAUGGCCCUGCCGCUGCUGCUGGGGCAGCUGCUGGCGCUGAUGGGCCUCGGGGACGCAUUCUACCUCGAGGUCCGCGAGCUGGAGGAGAAGUGCUUCAUCCAGGAGAUCCCCGAUGGUACCGUGGUCAUAGGUAACUACAAGACGGAGCUAUACGACCCUGCUAUGGAAAAGUACCAGCCCUCCCCCCAGUGGAUCAAUUUAUUUGUGUUUGUGAAGGACCCGGAGAACAAGAACCUUCUGGCCCGUCAGUACGGCCCUCAGGGCAGCUUCACCUUCACCUCCCAGUCUCCAGGAGAGCACCAGAUCUGCCUCCACCUUGAGUCUAUCCGGUUCGCCCUCUUCUAUGAUGGCAAGCUGGCCAUUCACUUGGAUAUGCAGUUGGGUGAACGCAGCAACGAUUACGCGGAGUUUGCAGCCAAGGACAAGCUGACCCAGCUGCAUCUGCGUGUCCAGCAGCUUGUGGAGCAGGUGGAGUUGAUCCAGAAGGAGCAGGAAUACCAGAGGUGGCGAGAGGAGCGCUUCCGGCAGACCAGCGAGAGCACCAACCAGCGGGUACUGUGGUGGUCCAUUCUGCAGACCUUCAUCCUCGUGGCCACAGGUGUCUGGCAGAUGCAGCACCUCAAGAGUUUCUUUAAAGCCAAGAAGCUGGUGUAGGUGGGCCCUAGAAACCCAGCCCCAACUCAUUCCCCUUCUGUUCACUGAUGGGAAGUGGCCUGGCUUGGUCUAUUUCCUGGUUCCCAACCCCCCAACCCUGCAGGGCUUCCUUGCUUACUGGCAGGGGGACAGAGGACUUCUUUGAACUGGUUUCUCAGCCAGCACUUGGGAAAGGAUGGGUUUCCCACUAAACGCUUGGUCGGGGAGCUGAAGGAUUCUGUGUGGCUCUGUGCUGCUGAGGAGGGUGACGGUGCCCCCAUCCCCAGGCUAAACCAGAUGGAUGAACUAUCCCAAGAUGGAGAAUUAAGAGUGAAUUAUAAACUGCAGACUCUCUGACCUAAGCAUU